GCACAGAAGCAGGAUGGCCUGAACUUGAUUAUUGCCUUUAACAACCCUCAUAUAAUUUCAAUGACGUGAGAUACAAGUAUACCAUAGACAGGAGAUCAUCCUCUUUUACGGAGUAAGUAAGUUGCCUUCAUGUACAGGAUACAACACGACUUCCAGGAGAAUGCCCAGAAGAGGGUUUUAUCUACAAGGCAAGACCCGUUGGUUUCUUGUUGGACUUGCCCUGCUUUUCAGCCUAAUGCUUCUCACAUAUCUCUUGGAAUGUGUACCGACCCCAGAAGGAAAUGGAUCACUCCCUGGAAUCGCAGGAGAGAUUUAUAGCAAGGAAUACUACCAGGCUCUUCUUCAGGAACAAGAGGAGCAUUAUAAAAGCCGGGCAACUAGUCUAAAACGCCAGAUUGCCCAACUAAAGCAGGAGCUUCAGGAGAUGAGUGAGAAACUAAGAUCUGCACAUGAGAAGAAACUUGCCAAUGGUGGCGGGCACCAGGGUACCAAAGGCCAACCUUCUAACGAUCUACUUGAAUUUCUGCACUCACAGAUUGACAAAGCUGAGGUUGUGGUGGGUGCUAAACUUCCUAGCGAAUAUGCAGUUGUUCCCUUUGACAGUUUCAAUAUAAUGAAGGUUUAUCAGUUGGAGAUGGGUCUGACACGGCACCCUGAGGAAAAACCCAUUAGGAAGGACAGGAGAGAUGAACUGGUCGAAGUUAUAGAAGCUGGCCUGGAAGUCAUUAAUAAUCCAGAUGAGGAUGAUGAGCAGGAGAACCGAGGAGGCGAUAGAGUUUUAUAUACAGAAACUGAUUUUGUAGAAGGAUAUUACCGAACCGAGAAAGACAAAGGCUCGCAUUACGAAAUGUUCUACAAGAAAACAGAGUCUGGAAGUUACCACCACAUCACUUUAUUUCGACCAUUUGGCCCGCUCAUGAAGGUCAAAGUGGAAACACAGGAUGUCUCCAGGACAGCCAUCAAUAUCAUUGUCCCAUUGUCUAGCCGAACAGAAGCCUUUGCACAGUUUAUGCAGAACUACAAGGAUGUUUGUAUUCAGCAAGAUAAAAGGACUUACCUGACUGUGGUCUACUUUGGUGAGGCAGGUCUAUCGGAAGUUCAGGAAAUCCUUAAAACUGUAGAGAAUGACCAGGAUUUCCAUAAUUACACAUUAAUUCCACUGAAGGAGGAGUUUAGCAGGGGGCGUGGCCUGGAAGUUGGCGCAAGGGCCUGGGACAAAGAGGAUGUUCUGCUUUUCUUCUGUGACGUUGACAUCUAUUUCACUCCAGGGUUUCUGGAAACAUGCAGACUAAGCGCAGAACCUGGUAAGAGAGUCUUCUACCCUGUUGUAUUUAGUCUUUACAAUCCUGCAAUUGUGUAUGCCAAUCUAGACGCACUACCCUCCAAAGAGCAACAGCUGGUUCAUAAGAAGGACUCAGGCUUCUGGCGAGAUUUUGGAUUUGGCAUGACUUGUCAGUAUAAAUCUGAUUUCUUAUCUAUCGGUGGCUUUGAUUUGGAAGUCAGAGGCUGGGGAGGAGAAGAUGUCCAUUUGUACAGGAAAUACCUCCACGGAGAUUUGGUUGUGGUGCGAACCCCAGUACCGGGCCUGUUUCAUCUCUGGCAUGAGAAGCAUUGUGUGGAUGAACUGACUCCAGAGCAGUAUCGCAUGUGCAUCCAGUCUAAGGCCAUGAACGAAGCCUCUCACCCGCACCUCGGCAUGUUGGUAUUCCGGGAGGAAAUUGAGGCUCACUUGCGCAAGCAAGCCUUCAGGACAAAUAAUGAGUCGGAGGCAUGAACCAUCAAGUGUCACAUGGAACCGUAAAAAGCCCUAAAAGCUGGUAUUAAAUAGUCAGUUGAGCCUGAAUGGCUAAUAGGGUAGAAUAUUAUGGAUGCAGGACAUCAUCGCUAACAUAUAAAGCCCAGCAUAUCAUGAGAGGGUUAAGGCAAUGCUUUCAGUGCCAUACUGUCUUUUGCAAAGGAGUCUGGGUAAUUCUGGACAGGCGUCAUAUGGAGGACUUGUACUUUAAUAAUGCUUUGUGUGUCAGUCCAGCACAGAAAAUAGUCAGAUUAACAUUAUGUUUACGCUAUCACGGUGAGGAUAUACAUAUCCAGCUGAGAAAUGAAUUCCCAUGGCAUAGAUGAGCACAGCAAAGGGAACGCACAGGUACGUCUGGGCCCAGUAAUGGACAUUUUUUUUCUGUGCCUUACUACUGCAGAGGGAGCGCCCAUAUGAUCACUGCAGGCGAAGGAGAAUAUG
Messenger RNA from Nanorana parkeri, 2236 nucleotides. It is a transcript of the gene CSGALNACT2, whose product is annotated as chondroitin sulfate N-acetylgalactosaminyltransferase 2. Bases 161 to 1774 code for a protein of 537 amino acids. Gene Ontology annotation, molecular function: glucuronosyl-N-acetylgalactosaminyl-proteoglycan 4-beta-N-acetylgalactosaminyltransferase activity. Lineage: Eukaryota; Metazoa; Chordata; Amphibia; Anura; Dicroglossidae. The record is from RefSeq and is a predicted model, not a curated record. The transcript is spliced from 7 exons. Gene Ontology annotation, cellular component: Golgi cisterna membrane.